This is a messenger RNA of Nomia melanderi (Alkali bee), 1598 nucleotides long. It is a transcript of the gene pths, whose product is annotated as probable ATP-dependent RNA helicase DDX47. NCBI's taxonomy places the organism in Eukaryota, Metazoa, Arthropoda, Insecta, Hymenoptera, Halictidae. The record is from RefSeq and is a predicted model, not a curated record. Gene Ontology annotation, cellular component: cytosol. Gene Ontology annotation, molecular function: RNA helicase activity; ATP binding; nucleic acid binding.
CUCAUGGACGACGGGCAGUUAAAGAACCAUUCGUUACAAUAGAAUAAGAAGGUAAAGGAGACUUAAAUGGUUACUAGAUAAACCACGCGUUCCUGAAAUUUGAGUUUGUGGCUGCACCGCAAACUAAAUUAAAAAAUUUAUGUUAUUGUAAAUAUUAGUGAUUAAAUAAUGGAAGAAAGUAAUUCAGCAAAUAACUCAGCACAGGAAGAAGACGAAGAAAAUGUUGAAGCGGCAUCUUGGAAAGAUUUGGGAAUUGUAGAUGUAUUAUGUAAAGCAUGUGAAGAUCUAAAAUGGAAAUCACCUACAAAAAUUCAAUGUGAGGCUAUUCCAUUAGCACUACAAGGUAAAGAUAUAAUAGGAUUGGCAGAAACUGGAUCUGGCAAAACAGCUGCUUUUGCACUUCCUAUAUUGCAAGCAUUGUUAGAAAAUCCACAAAGAUAUUUUGCUUUAAUUUUAACACCUACUAGAGAAUUGGCAUUUCAGAUAUCAGAACAGUUUGAAGCUUUAGGAUCAAGUAUUGGUGUAAAAUGUGCGGUAAUAGUGGGAGGAAUGGACAUGAUGUCUCAAGCACUUCUGUUAGCAAAAAAACCACAUGUUUUAAUUGCCACUCCUGGAAGGUUGGUUGAUCAUUUGGAAAACACUAAGGGUUUUAAUUUACGGUCAUUAAAAUUUUUGGUUAUGGAUGAAGCAGAUCGUAUUUUAAAUAUGGAUUUUGAAGUUGAAGUAGACAAAAUUCUAAGGGUAAUACCCAAAGAAAGGCGGACACUGUUGUUUUCUGCAACAAUGACAAAGAAGGUUCAAAAACUUCAACGAGCAUCUUUGCAAAAUCCAGUUAGAGUGGAAGUUUCAACAAAAUACCAAACAGUUGAAAAAUUACAACAAUAUUAUAUAUUUAUACCAGUGAAAUUCAAGGACGUGUAUUUAGUACAUAUACUAAAUGAACUAGCAGGCAAUAGUUUUAUGAUUUUCUGUGCAACUUGUAAUAAUACAGUCAGGACUGCUCUUCUUUUACGAAAUUUGGGCUUUACAGCAGUUCCAUUACACGGACAAAUGUCGCAAAAUAAAAGGAUAGCUGCUCUUACUAAAUUUAAAGCAAAAAAUCGGUCUAUACUUAUUUCUACAGAUGUUGCCAGCAGGGGUCUUGAUAUUCCUCACGUAGAUAUCGUAAUAAAUUUCGAUAUACCUACGCACAGCAAAGAUUAUAUACACAGAGUUGGUCGUACUGCACGAGCUGGUCGUUCCGGUCGUUCCAUUACAUUCGUAACGCAAUACGACGUAGAAUUGUAUCAAAGAAUUGAACAAUUGAUAUCAAAACAAUUACCUUUAUAUCCUACGGUAGAAGAAGAAGUAAUGGUACUUCAAGAGAGGGUAGCCGAGGCGCAACGUAUCGCAAAAAUGGAAAUGAAAGAUAUCGAAGAUAAUAAAAAAUCAGGCAAAAGAAAGAAGGGUGCAGACAACAAUGAAGAUGAUGAUACGGAACAAUCUAUUGGAGUUAGGAAAAGAAUAAAAGGCAAAAAAAUGGGAAAGAAGGGUUGAUCUAUUUUUUUCUUAUUCAAUAUGUUUGUUAAAUCUUAAUAAAUAAUCUCAACACAGGAUAA